Messenger RNA from Colletotrichum phormii, 741 nucleotides. RefSeq lists its product as uncharacterized. The record is from RefSeq and is a predicted model, not a curated record. The transcript has 2 exons. Bases 1 to 573 code for a protein of 190 amino acids. NCBI's taxonomy places the organism in Eukaryota, Fungi, Ascomycota, Sordariomycetes, Glomerellales, Glomerellaceae.
AUGUAUCUCGAUAAUCUUCUGGUUUCCGCCGCCCUCAUCUGCCUGGCAUCUGCUGAGUACACGACCAAAUACCUCACCGGGUCGUCGAACAACACGAUCCAGGUCCUUGUCGAGGGAGACGACCCGUCACUGCUCGUCUGGCCGUCUUUCGCCCGGGACAGCCUCGAUGAUUUCCACGAGUUCUCGACCACCCCCGCCGACGCGGGCUACCGCUACUCGGUCACGCCGCCGGCCAACGUAUGGCAAAGAACAUGGCUGCCGCACUCGGAAAAGGUGCCUUCGAUCGUUUUGGCAUGCAUCAACACCGGUACCAACACCAAUGCCACAAUCGCAGCUACGGCAAACAUUGCGAGUCACUAUACGUACUCAGCAGAGGAGCGGCUCGCUGCCUUGGAACUGGGCUAUUUUGCGCCAGGACAUAAUGCCUCUCUAUGGUUGACGGGUUGGUACCUUGAGGCAAUGGGCUCCGUAACUGGGGCUCCCACGAGCACCACGAUCGGCAGCAACAAUACGCAGAUCUUGGACGUCAUCGCGACAUUGGAUCCGUGGAGGAGAGAGGACCAGUGGAACUAAACAACUGGGCUGGUUGGAAGCCGGUCCACGGUUUUCUUUGUUGAAGAUGCUUCUCACGCGCUGUUCCCUGAGAACUUGCAGGGCGUCGUGGAUGCCAUGCUGCCAUGGUUGGAGACCCACCCAGACUUCGUCUUGGAAAUAAUUGCUUUUAGCAUCGAAAUAGCCGGC